UAGAAAUACCCUCUCUGAACCACGUGUGUAUUUGGAGGUGUGCCCAUCUCUGCUUCUUUAAUCUCAUGACUCAAAAGAGAUUGCGUUUAAGACGUACCCUACACUAAUCCUUUAAUACCACAACGACAACACGUUCCCUAGUGGGAUUGUGACCAGGGGCAUAGAGGUUGAGAACACAUAUUUUUGGGGGACCACCACUCGAUCCAUAACACUGAUAUUCUCGAUUUUCAGCCAAGAUCCACCUGAUCCAAGCACUGAUAACCCGCAUUCCACUUCCUCCUGAAUUUGGCCUGACAUCCCAGCAGUGCCCGUUGAUGUUCUGUUGCCGUGAUUGCUGAAUUGUCUUCUGCACAGUUUUACAUGUGUUUGAUUGUACUGAUGUCCAUUGGAUUGCCUUUCUUUAGCAUAGACACCUGUACGAAUGUUUUCCAAUCUGUUGGCCAGGUAAGCACAGACAAGUGAGUGUUGCCAGCCGUGGAUCCAUUCAUUGGGACACUUUGAUUACAACUCUGUUGCUUCCUGCAGCCUUGUUUCUCGCUCGUGCCACAACUUGGACUUUUUCUAUAAGUACCAUUGGUUCCUUUUGUUCUAUUUUAACAUGUCAUACAAUUCAGUGGUUUAGACACAUUUAAAAGAAUUGUUUAGUGGUCGCCACAAUAAAUUUUACAACAUGUCCGUCUUCCCUGUACUCCCCUCUUUCCUCCAACCUCCCUGCCCUGACCCCAAGAAACUGUUAGUCCAGGUGCUUGUCCUUGCAGAUGCACUGCCACUGGUUCUCGAUCAUCUGCUCCCUCCUGAAGGGAUUUGAGCGCUAGCUUUUUCUGGUGCAGUGACUGUAUGCCCCUUCCCUGUUCAGUUUUCCGACCCGGAGCAUCAGCGUGUAUCAGCCAUGGUAUAGAAGCGGUCUGUGUCUGCUAGGACGUCCUGGCAGUUACCAGAGUCCCGUCUCCUUCUCCAGAUGAGGAGACAGCUUCAGAGACGGAGGGGCAGACAGACCUACAGUCAGACCCUGCUGCUCUGCCCAGGACGCCUCCUGCAUGUCCUGCUGCCCCAAGCUGUCCUGAACUAGGUGCCAGCGUGUCACGCUGCCACUAUGAACGAGGUGUCUGUCAUCAAAGAAGGCUGGCUUCACAAGCGUGGCGAAUACAUCAAGACCUGGAGGCCCCGCUACUUCCUGCUGAAGAGUGAUGGCUCCUUCAUUGGCUACAAGGAGAGGCCCGAGGCCCCCGACCAGUCCUUACCACCCUUAAACAACUUCUCAGUUGCAGAAUGCCAGCUCAUGAAGAGGGAGAGACCCCGGCCCAACACAUUUGUCAUCCGCUGCCUGCAGUGGACUACGGUCAUCGAGCGGACCUUCCAUGUGGACUCUCCAGAUGAGAGGGAGGAGUGGAUGCAGGCCAUCCAGAUGGUGGCCAACAGCCUGAAGCAGCGGGGCCCGGGCCAGGACUCCAUGGACUACAAGUGUGGCUCCCCCAGCGACCCCUCCGCGACUGAGGAGAUGGAGGUGGCCGUCAGCAAGGCACGGGCCAAGGUGACCAUGAAUGACUUCGACUAUCUCAAACUCCUGGGCAAGGGCACUUUCGGCAAAGUCAUCCUGGUCCGAGAGAAGGCCACCGGCUGCUACUACGCCAUGAAGAUCCUGCGGAAGGAGGUCAUCAUUGCCAAGGAUGAAGUUGCCCACACGGUGACCGAGAGCCGAGUCCUCCAGAACACCAGGCACCCCUUCCUCACGGCGCUGAAAUAUGCCUUCCAGACCCAUGACCGCCUGUGCUUCGUGAUGGAGUACGCCAACGGUGGUGAGCUCUUCUUCCACCUGUCCCGGGAGCGCGUCUUCACGGAAGAGCGGGCCCGCUUCUACGGCGCCGAGAUUGUCUCUGCGCUCGAGUACCUGCACUCUCGAGACGUGGUGUACCGCGACAUCAAGCUGGAAAACCUCAUGCUGGACAAAGAUGGCCACAUCAAGAUCACUGACUUCGGCCUGUGCAAAGAGGGCAUCAGCGACGGGGCCACCAUGAAGACCUUCUGCGGGACUCCGGAGUACCUGGCGCCCGAGGUGCUGGAGGACAAUGACUACGGGCGUGCCGUGGACUGGUGGGGGCUGGGCGUGGUCAUGUACGAGAUGAUGUGUGGCCGCCUGCCCUUCUACAACCAGGACCACGAGCGCCUCUUUGAGCUCAUCCUCAUGGAGGAGAUCCGCUUCCCACGCACGCUUGGCCCCGAGGCCAAGUCCCUGCUUGCUGGCCUGCUCAAGAAGGACCCCAAGCAGAGGCUUGGUGGGGGGCCCAGCGAUGCCCAGGAGGUGAUGGAGCACAGGUUCUUCCUCAGCAUCAACUGGCAGGACGUGGUACAGAAGAAGCUCCUGCCGCCCUUCAAACCUCAGGUCACAUCUGAGAUCGACACAAGGUACUUCGAUGAUGAGUUCACGGCCCAGUCCAUCACAGUCACGCCCCCGGACCGCUACGACCGCCUAGGCUCUCUAGAGCUGGACCAGCGGACGCACUUCCCGCAGUUCUCCUACUCGGCCAGCAUCCGGGAGUGAGCGGCCUGACGGGGCCACCGGUGGCCAUGGCAGGAGGCACGCACUGGUGGCUGUUUACAACGGUGUCAUUUGGCUUGUUUGUUUGUGUUCCCACCCCUCACCUCCUGGCCCCAUGCCCAGCUCUCUCUUCACCCCACCCCACCCCUCAUCCCCAGCUGCCCUGGCCUCCGGGGAGCACCUUUCCCCACCUGUGUGCCCAGACUAGUAUUGGGAGACUCUCACUCCUGCUUGGGCCUCAGGGCAGUCGGAGGUGAUGGUUUUAAUCCACACAAGCUCGGACGAGGGGUGUGUGUGUGGUACGGCCACCUGCCUGUGUGCUGCUGCUCGACAGAGGACGCCCGACCUGUGCCACGCCGCCCCCCCCCCCAGGGGCAGAAAAGCAAUAAUGGUUGAGCCCCACAGGGGCCUGGGACUCUGGGGUCUGAGGGCUUAGGGCUCCCUCAGGUGAUGCCACCAUGUCCCUAGCUCUGCCCCCAGGGUACUGCUUCCUCCCCCUGCCUUUGAGUGCUCCCCCAGCCCCUCCACCUGCUAUCCUGACUUUGGGAAUGAGACAGGAAGAACAUUCUGGGGCUGCCCCAACCCGCACCUGUGCCUUACUUCCAGGGGGCCUGCCUUCCUGCUGGACCCUGGACCUGGGUCCAGCCCUGGCCCCAUCGGAGGGCAGGGUGGGGCGGGGGGUAGGGGUGUCUGCCUUGGCUGUUACACAUCUCCCACCAAGACAGUAUUGGGCCUCGUGGGCAGGAUGAGGGGCAGGCAGGGACAGGCGAUCCACCCCAUCUCCAGGGCCCCCAUGUCCUGCAGCCUUAAGGUGAGCAAGUGUGCUCGGCUGUUCCAAGGGCACGCAUGGUGCCCAGAGUGUGUCAGGGACACGUGUGUGCACAAGUGUGCCCAGGCCUUCGAGUGUGUGUAUGUGUGUGAGUGUGAAUGUGUGUUUGGGCCCCCAUCCCUGGCCCAAGCAUUUCAUCCCGUGGAGUGGCGGGUGGGGAGGUGCUGACCGAGUGGGAGGAGCCACGCCCACCACACCCACAUCUCCCCUUCUCUGGCUUCCCUUUCCACCCAACUUUGCCAGGUGUGUGGCAUUUCAUUUCUGUGGAUCUGCCCACCCCCUCCGUACCAGACAGCUCACAGAGGGCAUCAUGAAGUGGGGACGGGCUGGGUGGGGGUGGGGUCUUUGCCCUUCUCUCCGACACCUGCCCUGCCCUCUGGCCUUUCUGCGUUUCUUCUUGUAUUUGUACGGUACAAGCAAUAAAGACCAGGGCCCAGCCCGCGUCUCUGCUGGCCUCA
Molecule: messenger RNA, 3823 nt
Organism: Echinops telfairi (small Madagascar hedgehog)
Lineage: Eukaryota; Metazoa; Chordata; Mammalia; Afrosoricida; Tenrecidae
Gene: AKT2
Product: AKT serine/threonine kinase 2
Exons: 14
Coding region: 1094-2539 (481 amino acids)
Biological process (GO): protein phosphorylation
Molecular function (GO): ATP binding; protein serine/threonine kinase activity
Source: RefSeq, a predicted model, not a curated record